AUGGAAUAAGUAAUUUAAGUCACAACAUCCAAUUAUUCUGAAAAAGUCAAUAAGGAAGGAAAGGCAGCCUUGAUCUUUGUUGGAGACAUUCUAGCUGAAACUGGUUAAUCAUGGUGCUCUGAUACUGUUGAGGCUGAACCCACCAUCAAGAAUUAUGCAAUUCCGCAAUUGUUAUAGAAAGGAUACUCAGUAUAUUGGUGUUGGGCAGGAGAUAAGGAAACAUGGAAAGAGCCAAAUAACCCUGCUAGAGUGUCUGAGUGGAUUUAGAUUAAAUCAAUUCCAACUUUAUUGUUGGUCCAUGACAAUAAGGAGGCCAUUAGAUUUGAAGAGGAAUAAUUGUUCACUGAAAAUGCAUUGAAAUAAUUCUUAGAGUAAUGA
Messenger RNA from Paramecium tetraurelia, 378 nucleotides. RefSeq lists its product as uncharacterized. Gene Ontology annotation, molecular function: protein-disulfide reductase [NAD(P)H] activity. The transcript is spliced from 2 exons. NCBI's taxonomy places the organism in Eukaryota, Ciliophora, Oligohymenophorea, Peniculida, Parameciidae. The record is from RefSeq and is a predicted model, not a curated record. Gene Ontology annotation, cellular component: cytosol.